CCAAGAUGGCAACUGUACAGAGGAAAGUAUUUGCAUAAAAUUUUCACGAACAUUUUAGCGUUCCAGAGUAGACUGGCGGCGGAAAUACCACAAGGAAAUGGAGCAGAGUCAAUCAGACAGAUGUGCUACCGGAAAAAAUGAGUUCCUGGUGGGCCAGAAAUAUCGUUUGGUGAGGAAAAUCGGUAGCGGGUCUUUCGGGGAUAUUUACCUGGGAAUCAACAUAACAAAUGGGGAAGAGGUCGCCGUCAAAAUGGAAUCCAUCAAAGCUAGACAUCCACAGCUUUUGUACGAAAGUAAACUGUACAAAAUACUUCAAGGUGGUGUGGGAAUCCCCCAUAUCCGCUGGUAUGGUCAAGAAAAGGACUAUAACGUUCUCGUGUUAGAUCUUUUGGGGCCCAGCCUGGAGGAUCUGUUCAACUUCUGCUCUCGACGUUUUACCAUGAAAACGGUCCUGAUGCUUGCAGAUCAAAUGAUUGGACGUAUUGAAUACGUUCACAAUAAAAAUUUCAUACACAGGGAUAUAAAACCCGAUAAUUUUUUAAUGGGCAUUGGGAGACAUUGUAACAAAGUUUUUCUCAUUGACUACGGUCUGGCCAAGAAAUACAGGGACAGCCGUACGCGACAGCACAUACCAUACCGAGAAGACAAGAAUUUGACGGGCACUGCCAGAUAUGCCAGUAUAAAUGCCCACCUUGGAAUCGAGCAAAGCCGACGAGAUGACAUGGAAUCAUUGGGGUACGUGCUGAUGUAUUUCAACCGAGGGAGCUUGCCAUGGCAAGGAUUGAAAGCUGCUACAAAGAAGCAGAAAUAUGAGAAAAUUAGUGAGAAGAAGAUGUCCACUCCAGUGGAAGUUCUCUGUAAAGGAUUUCCCGCCGAAUUUUCGAUGUACCUCAACUACUGCCGUGGUCUACGUUUUGAAGAGGCCCCUGACUACAUGUACCUCCGCCAGCUUUUCCGUAUCUUGUUCCGCACGCUGAACUACCAGUAUGAUUAUACCUUUGACUGGACAAUGUUGAAGCAAAAAGCAGCUCAGGUGGCACAAAAUACAACAACAGCUGCAGGGACAGCCGGACGUUAGCACAGAUCUUCAGAAGGCUGUGUUUGACAGCAUUCAGUGUGUGUUAUGUAUUCUAGGACAGAAGAAACUCUGAUAACAUCUUAGUCUGAUAAAUGACAGUGGAAUUUCUAACAUUUUCACAAUAAUGACUGAACAUUUCAGACUUUUGAAACAAACAUCAGCUUAGUUUGUCAUAAAAUUUUGAAACCCUAAACUAUCUUUCUGUGGAAAGUUGUGACAGAAUUGUUAGUAGUCACAUUCAGCCAAUACCCACAAAUCAUCGGUGAAGUUUGUACAAAUCCAAAAUUUACAUGAAGUACACCUGAAUUCAUAUGAAUUAAAUCUGAAUUCAAACGUAUAUAUAUAUGAAUUCACAAAAUGUAUGUACAAAUUUAACAUGCUGUUUGUAUGCAGUGUCUGUCCUGGUAAUGUCAUGGCAUACUUUGCAAGUAAGCUUAUUUGAAGAUGAAUUUUGUCUCUCUGUGUAUUUGUCAGAUGCAUGAUUAUGAAUAGGACUUGACUUGUGUUCAUAUGCAUGUGUAUGAUUUUUUGUUUCAGUUUUGAUACCAUUGGGAUACAAGUACACUGUAUACUGCCAAGUCGGUCAGAUUGGGAGAAGGGAUUUGAAUUUCAGUUGUAUUCUGGUUACAGACAUUGAGUGCGAACAGUUUUACCUGAAGCCCUUAGUGAUAUUUACUUAUAUGCCUAAUAAAUUGCCCACGAUUGUCUGGUAGUUGAGUUUAACAUUUAACUUUUUUUUAAUCAUUGAUUUCUGAAAAUGAAUUUUUUUAUAUAGAAUAUGGGCAUUUUCAACUGGACAACUGCCUAGAAAUUCUAGCAUGUUUUGAAAUUAAUUUCUGAUUGCCUGUUUCAGAAGAAUCACUUUAGCAAAUGGCACAGAUUCCAUUGUUUGUAGAAUUUAGUAUAUUAAUAGUGGUUCUACGGAUUACCUAUACAGAAAUUAGUACUUAAAUAACCAUUGCUUAAUGGUGUCUGAAAGACUUGUUGACAGUUCUAAGUGCUUCUUGAGAUAAUACUGUAGAUGAAGGCAAGUUUCAGUCGAACAGAUAACCAGGAUCCAUUUGUUUACGUAUAUGCACACAAACUUAGGCCAACAAAUAACUGAUGGAAUUAGUCAUAAUUCUGUUGUGUAUAUAUGUUGGUCUUAUGUUCACUUUCUGGAAAAUGCUAAAUACAUGUACUUGUGAAGGUCUAAACUUUUCUGAUUGUUAUCCAUGUAUUAUAGUUCAUAUUUAUCCAUUAUUUGGUGGGAUAGUGCUAUAAAAUAUUCAGUACACCUGACCUCUGGUUUAUGAUUUAGCCCUGAUCUGACUGGUGUCCUAUAAUAUAUAUGUAUAUAUACACGAAGAUAAACCCCUGCUUGCUGAUAUCCUCUAAGGGAACCUUUUGUGACUUUUUUUUUUUUUACUGAAAUUUUGAUCACAAUUUCGUACAGCCUGAUGGCAGAAUUAUUUUAUCUAUCAGACGAAAAUUUCUUUUUAACAUAAGUUCUCUUGAAAUGUAAAUAUUAAUGUACAUGUAUCCCUAUAGUAUAUAUAUAUAUAUAUGUAUAUGAACUUCCAGUUUCUCUUUGUUGUUUGUGUUUUGAAACGUUCUUUCAUAUUAAAAUGUGUAUAAUCCUGUACAGUAAUAGCCCGUCAUUGCUAAAAGAAAAGUACAUGUAUCUGAAAGCUGUGUCAUUUAUUAAUUACAGAUUGGUAUUGCUAUUGUUGUGGAUGAACCAGGGCUGUAGCAACGCUAUACCUUUAUCGUUAGGUAACCGAAUGUUAGAAUGACAGCAUUAUCAAGACAAGUAUAUAAGACAAUUUGUGGUAAUGCAUUUUUUUUUCUUUUCCUUUUUUUUUUU
Liolophura sinensis is the source of this 2924-nucleotide messenger RNA. Its product is annotated as casein kinase I. The record is from RefSeq and is a predicted model, not a curated record. Gene Ontology annotation, biological process: protein phosphorylation. Lineage: Eukaryota; Metazoa; Mollusca; Polyplacophora; Chitonida; Chitonidae. The transcript has a single exon. The coding region runs from base 98 to 1078 and encodes 326 amino acids. Gene Ontology annotation, molecular function: ATP binding; protein kinase activity.